Molecule: messenger RNA, 1502 nt
Organism: Bicyclus anynana (squinting bush brown)
Lineage: Eukaryota; Metazoa; Arthropoda; Insecta; Lepidoptera; Nymphalidae
Gene: NPF1
Product: neuropeptide F-like
Exons: 5
Coding region: 193-567 (124 amino acids)
Source: RefSeq, a predicted model, not a curated record
UUAUUCCACACAUAUAGGAACUCAUUGAGGUUUUCAGUUAAUGGCGCCCACGCGUGCGUAGCUCCGCCCACCGCCCGCCCGCCCGACUAUAAAUGCGAUGGUCACGGCAGCGCCAGAACUUGUUGCACAUCGCGCUCCUAACUUUCCAAUUCAGUUCCUGAACGCACCACGAAGGUUUCAACUUCAGGCACAAUGUUCAGCAAGAGGAUCACCGUCGCUAUCGCUGUAGUGGUCAUCGCCAUGACCAUGACCAUGACCAUGGCUGAGGCUCGCGAGGAGGGUCCGCACGACAUGGCCGACGCACUGCGCAUGCUGCAAGAGCUGGACCGGCUCUACACUCAAGCUGCUAGACCGAGGAUUGACCGCCGCGACGUAUCGGACGGGGACCAACUCAGCCCAGGCUCGUUAGAUCGCGCGGUGCGGCUCAUCCAGCUGCAGAAUCUAGACCGCUUUUACUCCUACCACAGUCGACCAAGGUUCGGCAAACGCUCCGAAGCUUUCCCGAACUGGGCCAAGGAUCUUGAAAAGCCGGAUAUACCAGCCUGGUUGGCUUACGCCAGGAGAUGAGGGGCGCAAAGUCUUCGAUUCAACACUAACUUAAACAAUCAUACUUUAUGUCGCACAUAUUUCUUAAGCAGUAAAUAAUGUUUUAUUUCCAACCUUAUCAUACUAAUUAUAAAUUACUAGUCAUUAAGUAUUAACUCAAUUAAGCCUCGUUUACAUAAGGAAAGUUCCUCGACUCGGUUAUAAUGUAACAAGUAACCUGAAUAGUGAAUAUGUCAAUACAAACAAAUUCCUUAAAAGCCCGCUUAAGCUUAUGGAAGUUCCUUAUGUGCUACGAUUAGUUUUCGUAGGGUGUAAUACGCGUAUGUAUUGGGUAUGUAUUCUAUUAUCUUGAAAAGAAUCACAAUAUAUUGAAAUCAGGAUCAAAAUCAGCUUUUAUCCCUAAAGAACAUAAUAUUAACAAAAUGUAUAACUAUAUAUGUAAUCGUGUAAGUACCGUACCAGUAAAGUUAUAUGAUUUCAUUGUGAUAAAAAUAUGGUUAUAAGUAUUAUACUUACUUAUUUUAGUGUAGGUACUUUCACUUUCCCCUUUGUACUCGUACUUAAACCCAAAAGUCUUGACAAUUAAGUAUAAAAUUUGAAUAUAAAUUCAUUAGUUUAAAAUACUAUAAUCUAACUAUUACGAAAUCGUAUAGUAAAAGUCAUAUAUGCUUUAUGUAGCUACUUUCUUUAUGUAAAUGAGGCUUAUCUAUAUUUUUUUGAUAUUUAUUUUUAUCGUAUUGAAUGUGCCAAGUCUAGCAGCGAUGUUAAAUUUUAUAUUAUGUACUUAGUAAAUUGUAUUAUUCAAGUCUAUUAUUCCUAGUCAAUUCUUUAGAUAUAUAUUUCAUAGACUAUUUAUAUUUAAUAUCUAUUUAUAAUACCAUCGUUAGAAUUUAGUUUGAUACACCUUCAGUAAUAAAUGAUUAAUCAUUAAAAUGUUAUAAAUACAGGCAAUUGAU